Messenger RNA from Closterium sp. NIES-65, 1155 nucleotides. Lineage: Eukaryota; Viridiplantae; Streptophyta; Zygnematophyceae; Desmidiales; Closteriaceae. The record is from the annotation of a GenBank genome assembly.
AUGCUCACCCAUGCUUCGUCUUUCGCUGUCUUCCGCGUGCCUGCUGCAAUACAAUGUGAGUCACGCACGGCAACGUGCGUCUUGCGCGCGCAGAUCCGGUUGGUCGAGGACCCUCCCUGCUGUCCCCACCCCUCCCGUUUUGUCGCGCCCCACCCCACUACGCUCCUGCCAAUCCAAUCACUGCGCGCCAAUGCGCAGAUCCGGCUGGUGCUGAUGAUCAAGGACCCGCGCGAGGCGGAGCGGUGGCGGCAGAUGGGCUUCGAGAAUGAGAGCGGGUGCUCGCGCGAUGAGAUCGCCGACGCCUUCGUUGAGGUGCGCGCGGGGGAUGGGGGGAAGGGGAGAGGCGGGGAGAGCGCUGCGGAGGCAAGGAGAGGUGGGGAGAGAGGCAAGGGGGGACGGGCAUCGGGAAUGAAAGCGGGUGCUCCCGCGGCGAGAUUGCAGAAGCGUUGCGCGAGGUGUGCGAGUACAUGUGCGUGCGUUGCGUACCGCGUGGUGCUGUGCAAUCCUGCGUCUCUUGCAGGCUGCGCGUUUCCAUUCCAAGUAUCGCCGCCCCUUUCCCUCUCUGGCCUCCUCACCAAUUCCCUCUGCGCAAAUUCCACCCUCUCCUUUCCAUGUCCCCCUCCCCGGCGUGUGGGCAGGUGUGACAGCUGUGUCCCGAGACACGGAGCUGCAGCAGACCGCAUGGUGCUGCGCAAGCUGGCACAGGACAUGCGCGAGUGGCUGCGCCUACAGGUGAGCCAUGGGGGGGACAAGGAGGUGUGGGGGAUAUGGAAGGGCGUCCUGGACGAGGUAGCAGCAAGUUGCAGCCUGCAACCACUGUGUGCUUGCUUGCAGCGGGGAGAUGCCGCGCGUGCCGACAUGUCGGCUCCUCCCCGACUCCCCAGGCAACACGUGUCUUGUGCCCCGCCUGCUCAUUCUCGUUGCCUAGAUCUGCCGAGGCGUCACAGGCUAGGUGCCUUUCAGCAGCGAGCAGGGGUCUCUGAACACGGGAUUGGCUCGCUUGAACUGGGUGCCUUUCCAGCCUGUGUGCUCUGCCUCUCCAGUCCCUUCAUCAUCAUCCUUGCCUUUUUGCCCUUCCAUGCACUCUCCGCCCUCUCUCCCCUCUGCUGGCUCUAUUCGGCAGGCAUAAAGCCAAGCUCAGGGCUUGCAGCGUGA